UGCUUAGUGCCACGUUGAUGGAGACCAGUGGGGACGUGGAAAUCUGUCUUGAGUCCGUAGCCGGGACCCGGUAGCCUCCUUCUUGUGUUUUUACAGCCGUUAAUCCCGAAGCAGAAGCGAAAGGAGGAACUCGUUCGGGUGGAGCAGUGUGUUAGUGUGUGUGUCACCUAUUUUAUGUGUGUGUUCAUGUGAGAAGGAGCAAAGGAAGGGAAGGAUGAAACUCAAAGAGAUCAACCGCACAGCCAUCCAGAGCUGGAGCCCUGCACAGCACCACCCCAUCUACCUAGCAACAGGAACAUCAGCCCAGCAGCUGGACGCCUCCUUCAGCACCAAUGCCUCCCUGGAGUUUUUUGAGCUGGACUUGACGGAGCCGUCUCUGGACAUGAAGUCAUGCGGCAGCCUCUCCUCCUCUCACAGAUACCACAAACUGGUGUGGGGUCCCUUUGGGAUGGAUUCCCAGGGUCACCCGUCUGGGGUCCUGGUCGCAGGAGGGGAGAACGGCAACGUCAUCCUGUACGACCCUGCAAAGAUCAUGGCGGGAGAGACCAACGUGAUCAUUGCUGAGAGCGACAAACACACGGGGCCUGUGAGAGCGCUCGAUGUCAACCCGUUCCAGACGAACCUAGUUGCAUCAGGUGGGAAUGAGUCUGAAAUCUAUAUCUGGGACAUGAAUAACUUUGGCUCUCCAAUGACACCAGGACCUAAAACUCAGCCUCUGGAGGACAUCAGCUGUGUGUCGUGGAACAGACAGGUCCAACACAUCCUGGCCUCCGCCAGCCCGGGUGGCAGAGCCUCAGUGUGGGACCUCCGCAAGAAUGACCUCAUUAUUAAAGUCAGCGACCACAGCAACAGAAUGCACUGCUCCGGGCUGGCUUGGAACCCAGAGGUGGCCACUCAGCUGGUCAUUUCCUCAGAGGACGACCGGAUGCCAGUCAUCCAGAUGUGGGAUUUACGUUUUGCUACCUCUCCUCUCAAGAUUUUAGAGAACCACACACGGGGUAUCCUGGCCAUCGCCUGGAGCUUGGCUGACCCCGAGCUGCUCCUGAGCUGCGGGAAGGACAACCGGAUCCUGUGCUGGAAUCCAAACACAGCCGAGGUGCUGUACGAGUUGCCCACCAGCAGUCAGUGGUGCUUUGACAUCCAGUGGUGCCCCAGGAACCCUGCAGUGCUGUCGGCCGCCAGCUUUGAUGGACACAUCGACAUCUAUUCCAUCAUGGGAGGAACGAACCAGGCGCAGAGCCAGAGACACGCUGACCAGAUUAGCAACUCGUUUGGGAACUUGGAUCCUUUUGGGACGGGACAAACUUUACCCCCACUGCAGCUGCCGCAGACUCCCGCCCCACCAGCUACAGUCAACCCCCUGAAGAAGCCCCCCAAGUGGAUCCGCAGGCCUGUCGGAGCCUCGUUUGCUUUCGGUGGGAAGCUGUUAUCUUUGGAGAACACAAAGCUGAACCCGCAGCAGCCCACUGCACCCGUUGUACAUAUCAGCCAGGUUGUCACAGAAACGGCCUUUCUGAAGCGCUCCGAUCAGCUGCAGGCCACGCUGAGCGCAGGCAGCUUCGUGGAUUUCUGCCAGGAAAAGAUCGAUGGAGCUGAGAAUGAAUUUGAAAAGACUCUUUGGUCUUUCCUCAAGGCUAAUUUUGAAACUGACAUCCGCAGCAAGUACCUGGAACUGCUGGGGUACAACAAAGAGGAGCUGGCCUUGAAGAUCUCAGCAGCACUAGAGGAGAAGCCUGCUGAACCUCCGCAGGUGGACGUGCCCGCUCCAGUCACCCUGCAGCCUUUACCAGACCUCAGCUUCGUGCCGCCUGUCGCUGACACUCCAGAAGCAGCAUUCGACAUGAUCGCCGCUGCAGCUGCACCGCCUGCCGACACUCCAGAGGCAGCGUUCGACAUGAUUUCUGCAGCAGCCACCUUACCACCUGUUGACAAUCCUGAGGCAGCGUUCGAUAUGAUUUCUGCAGCAGCCACCUUACCACCUGUUGACAAUCCUGAGGCAGCGUUUGACAUGAUUUCUGCAGCAGCACCCGUGCUACCCGCUGACACUCCCGAGGCAGCGUUCGACAUGAUUGCUUCAGCAAAUCUUCAGCCAGCAGCCACACUUGAACUCGACUCUGCUCCUGACCCUGAGACUGAGGAAGCAGCAGCAGAAGAUCCAGAUGCAGAGGACGCUCCGACCAGCCAACCAGAAGAAAAGGUGGAUGAGGUUCUCCCAGAGGAGGAAGUAGAGGAAGAGGAGAUCCCCUUGGAUGAUGAGGAGACAGUGGCUCCAAUGGAGGAGGAGCCCAGUCCUCCUGAGAUCUUGGCUCCAGUCGAGGAACCCAUCGAGGUUCCAGUUCCAGUUCUAGUUGAGGAGCUCAUUGAGGAUCUGGCUCCAGCACCAGCUCCUGCUCCGACGCCAGCCAGCGCAGACGGAGUCAACCUCAGCAUCAGUCAAGAUGUGGACGGUCUGAUCACACAGGCCCUGCUGACUGGAGAUUUCGAGGGAGCUGUGGAGCUCUGUCUCCAUGACAACCGGAUGGCAGACAGCAUCAUCCUGGCCAUCGCCGGAGGGCCUGAGCUCUUAGAGAAAACCCAGAAGAAGUAUUUUACGAAAACACACAGCAAGAUAACCAAGCUGAUCAGCGCCGUGGUGAUGAAAGACUGGCAUGACAUCCUGAAGACGUGCGACCUGCAGAACUGGAGGGAGGCUCUGGCUGCUGUAGUGACCUACGCUCAGCCCGAGGAGUUCUCCUCCCUCUGUGACCUCCUUGGGGGCAGACUGGAGGCAGCAGAUGAUGCCCAACUGCAAGCCCAGGCCUGUCUGUCUUACAUCUGUGCUGGAAACGUGGAGAAACUUGUGUCGUGCUGGACCAGAGCUCAAGAUGGACACUGUCCACUCUCCCUUCAGGACCUGGUGGAGAAGGUGGUGGUGCUGCGGCGUGCGGUGGAGCAGACCCAGCGCUCUGGUCCCGCUGCUAUCGGCGUCCUGCUGGCUGAGAAGAUGAGCCAGUAUGCCAACUUGCUGGCCUCCCAGGGCAGCCUGUCCACCGCCAUCACCUACCUGCCUGACAACACCAACCAGGUUGCCGUACAGCAGCUCCGUGACCGUCUCAGUCGGGCUCUGGGGCAGCAGGCGACCCCAGCUCCUGCAGCUCCGGUUCAAACCCAGAGAGUUCAGCCUGCCCCGACUCCGGCUCAGCCUGCCGCCACUCUGCCCCGGCAUCCGUUCACCCCGAUGCAGCCCGCCAUGGUGCCUCAGCAGCCCACAGCUGCAGCACCUCCUGUACCCAUGCCUACACCUGCUGCCUCCGCCCCAGCACAGCCGCAGUAUUACCAGCCAGUGAGGGCGACCUCCACUGUCACCUCCUGGAGUAACCAAACUCCCACAGCCCUCCCCAAUGUCCCUCCUCCUCCUCCUCUUCAAGUAGGCAACGCCUCAGACCAGCAGGUGGAGCCUUCAAACCCCAUGUACGGGAUGCCACCACCCUGCUCAGCUGCUCCAGCCUCCUCCGCUCCAUACAUCUCCCAUCAGUACCAGCCCUACCCCCAGGUCAACCAGUACCCACCUGGAGCUGGGGGGGCUCCUCCUAUCUAUCAUCCUCUUCAGUACUCCUCCUCUGCUGCUGCUCCUCCUCCCGCAGAGCCGCCUGGCUUUCUCUCUCAGUACACCCAGCCAACAUCUCCGGUCUAUCCCGGACAGCCUCCCAUCAGCCAGUGCCUGUCCUCCUCUCCUCCCUCUCAUCCUCCUUUCUUUCCAAACGCCUCCUCCUCCUAUAACGCUCCUCUGUCCUCCGGAGCGCCUUUCCAGCAUGGCAGUCCAGGAUCUCCUGUGUCGUACAUGCCUCUUCCUCCUCCACCGAGCGGAGUCUCAGGUACACAGCUGAUCCCGGCCUCUCAGAGAACAGGGCCUCAGAAUGGCUGGAACGACCCUCCAGCUCUGAACAGAAUGUCAAAGAAGAAGCCGGUUCCAAUGAACUACACCCCUCCUGCCCCCAUCACUGCUCCCAUCAUGGCUCCACUUGGCGGUGACCCUCAGGCCCAGCCGAUGCCUGCUGGGGCCCCUCAAGCCAUGGUCCAGGGCCCACAUGGUGCCCAGGUCCCCUACUCAGGCAUGCACCAGCAGCAGCAGCAGCAGCUCUCCUCUCCACCUCCACCCAUGAACCCUGCAAUGCCCAAGACCAGCAUGGAGGGCGCACCAGGAGCACCUACGGGAGAUGUUAUACAGCCUCUGCAGUCCAUCCCUGCUGAGAAGAUCAUGAAGAAGCCCAUCCCCGAUGAGCACCUGGUCCUGAAGACCACAUUCGAGGGGCUCAUCCAGAAGUGUCUGGCUGUAGCUACCGACCCUCAAACUAAGAGGAAGCUUGAUGAUGCCAACAAACGCCUGGAAGCGCUUUAUGAUAAACUCAGAGAGCAGACACUCUCUCCCGCCAUCGUCGGAGGACUUCACAACAUAGCCAGGAGUAUAGAGUCCCGCUCCUACACGGAGGGCCUCAACAUCCACACACACAUAGUCAGCAACAGCAACUUCAGCGAGACGUCAGCGUUCAUGCCCGUGCUCAAGGUGGUGCUGACACAAGCCAACAAACUCGGCGUCUGAAACUCCUCCCAGAGUUUGUGACCGGCGGACGGCGGAGAGCGAGCGCUCAGCGGUCGAGAUCUUUUCACAGGGAGCUCCAUUUUAGACUCGCAGUGCGGACGAGGAAGAAUUCUGAGGUGUACGAAAAAUCCUGCUGAAUUCUUCUUUGUGCCAUUCUCGUUUUCUGACACGACUCAAACACAAGCCAUGCUAUCAGUCGCACUCAGUGGUGAAAGUAAAAUCUGGGCCCUGUGUAAACAAAGGGCUGAGACGAGUUAAAUUCAGCUGCAGUCUUUAAUCUAAUCUCAUCCAAUCUCAUCCAAAUUUGUAGUCGAAUGAAUCAACAUAGGGAAAUUAAAUGAAUAUGCAAUAAUUGUAUUGAAGCAUAAUAAAAGUAAAAUCUCAGAAUUAGCUAAACAUAAGGAAGGCACAGUUUCAGCAUGUUGAAUAUGGAAUUAAACCUAAAGUACUAUGGCAUUUAUAGACCAACAGAAGUAGGAAAAGCAACAGGAACUUCAGGAAUCUUAAGGGCAUUUCUGUCAACGUGUGUUGAGAUGAUCAUAACUAAAUUUUGUACAUUUAAAUCUCGUCGAAUUCGGCAUUAAUAUCAGACUGCUGACACAGCAGAGCAGCAUGCUUUCAGCUCACAAUCAUUAGCUUGUUCAUCUUUAUAGUCUUUCGAUAUUUGUGCACUACAAUAAUGCUCAGAUACCUUUUUAUAAUCCAUAAACACAUAGGAUUCUCUCUCCAAGGUUUGUCAUGCUUUAUGGUUUACACAUAAUGCAUCAUUACCUGCAUGCGUUUUGCUUCAGACCUGCAGAUGACGCAGGUUAGAGAAGACAGACGAGUUAAAGAACAGGGCAUUAGACUGACUUAAACCUGUAAUCACUCACAAAGCAUUUCAAGCAAAACUGAUGCUAUUUUAAAAUUAAGCUAAUAUGACUUUUGUUCGUAUUUGAAGGUCCAGUGUGUCGGAUUUAGGGGGAUAUAUUGGCAGCAAUGGAAUAUAAUAUAAUAAGUAUGUUUUCCUUGGUGUGUAAUCACCUCGAAAUAAGAGUCGUCGUGUUUUUGUUACCUUAGAAUGAGACGUUCAUAUGUACAUAGCUAGCAGGUCCUUGUCUACGGGGAUCGGCAUGUUUUUACAGUGUCCCAGGACGGACAAAGCAAACUCUGGCUCUAGAUAGGGACGUUUGCAUUUUUGCAUCGGCCACUGUAGUUAGCAGCCCCUUAGCGAUGAGAGUGUCAGAAAAACAUUGAUUUUUCAACAUGAAACGUCUUUAAUUAAGUGUUUUUACCGCUUUAAAUCACAGGGUCCGUUUGUUUCAGAGAGGAAGAGACCUCUGUGGAUGAUUCGGCUCCUGGUUAAAACCUCCAGAAUGUCUGGAUCUUUAGUGGUCAGAGAAAAAAAUUGAGCACUCAUUAACACAUGCUAGGCUAGCAGCGUGUCUCUGACAAGCUAAAUGUUGGAGAAGAACAGUUAAGUCAGUUUGUUUCAGAGAGGAAGAGACCUCUGUGGAUAAUUCAGCUCCCAAUAAAAAUCUCUUGAACGUCAGGAUCUUAAGUUAUCGGUGACAAAAGUGAGCACUCCUUCGCGGGUGCUAGGCUACAAACGAGUCUCUGACAAGCUAAAUGUUGGAGUGGAAACAUUGAUUUGUAACGUUUAACUGCUUUAUUCAGUUUUUUGACUAGUUAGAAGGACUUCAUCAGUUUGUUUUGGAGAGGAAGAGACCUCUGUAGAUGAUUCGGCUCCUGGUAAAAACCUCCUGAACAAAGAGUGCUGCAGGGAGGAACUCAAACUAGAAGAAAUUUCAUCUGGUUGCUAUCUACAAUCCUCACCACUAGAUGUCACUAAAUCCCCCUAAAUCGCCCACACUGCUCCUUUACAGCAACAUUAAACCUUUUUAAAAACGUACCUAAUAAAACUUUUGUUCGUACCCUUAUCCCCACUUUGUGCUUUCACUGGCUUACUUUCACCACUGGUGUCACUACAUACAAACACAUUGGACCAAGAUAUUGUCAGUGUGUGGGAUACGUCAAUGCAAAGCAAUGCAAUCCCAUUUUGUUGAGGACGUUUUAAUGUUUUAUUUCAGUUUUUUAUUCUUUUUGUUUCAGUGUAAUCAUGAGGCUCAGCAGAGUGCAAUGGAAUUUUUUUUUUAAAAAAAGCAACUGCUUUUAAUGGAAUUUUAAAGUAUGCAUGCUUCAACGCUAAGUCGUCUUUAAUGACAUCGGAGGUAAUUAUCAGCUGAUUAAUCAGACCUCAGAAGGAAACUGGAAGGAGACUUGUACUUGAUUUUCAUUCCAACUACGAUGAGGGCUGUAGUCUGAGCAGUCAACCUCAGUUUAUGUUGUUAAUAAAGGAAAACAAGUCUUUGUUUAAGAUUGACUACAUGCAAUAUUUUCAAUAAAUAGUAUUUAUUUACAA
This is a messenger RNA of Epinephelus fuscoguttatus (brown-marbled grouper), 6980 nucleotides long. It is a transcript of the gene sec31a, whose product is annotated as SEC31 homolog A, COPII coat complex component. The transcript has 28 exons. Bases 215 to 4579 code for a protein of 1454 amino acids. Lineage: Eukaryota; Metazoa; Chordata; Actinopteri; Perciformes; Serranidae. The record is from RefSeq and is a predicted model, not a curated record. Gene Ontology annotation, biological process: COPII-coated vesicle cargo loading; endoplasmic reticulum to Golgi vesicle-mediated transport; endoplasmic reticulum organization. Gene Ontology annotation, cellular component: endoplasmic reticulum exit site; COPII vesicle coat. Gene Ontology annotation, molecular function: structural molecule activity; protein binding.